CCCAAAAUCUUUAUCCAAUUCUGUUAUCGUAAUUUUCAAUUUCAAAUUUCCCCACCAUUUGGAUCUGCUCUUCGUCUUCUUCCUCAGUCCACACACACUCACACACACACGCAGACCUAUCAGUGAUGCCUCCAACUGAAAUCGACGCGGAUCUCGCGAGAUCAUCAGCUAAUGUAGCGACUCUAGGCAUGAGCGAAAAUGCUUUUGCGGAUAUCAACAAUUUGGAUCACUGCGCCAAGUAUUUGAACCAAACCCUCGUUACCUAUGGCUUUCCCGCUUCCCUCGAUCUAUUUUCUAAUGAUCCUGUUUCAGUGGCUAGAACUUGCAACUGUAUGUACACACUGUUGCAGCAGAGGCAUAGGGACAUUGAAUUCAGGGAGUCUGCAAAUGAGCAGAGGCAGCGACUCUUAUCGGACAUUUCACGAUUGGAAGCCAAAGUGGAGAGGCUAGAAGCACAGUUAUCGGGCAAAGAUAGAGAUAUAGCUACAUUGACUAGAACGGAAGCUAAAGCUACAGCAGCUUUCAAGGCCCAAAUUGAGAAGUUGCAGCAGGAACGAGAUGAAUUUCAAAAGAUGGUUCUGGGUAAUCAGCAAGUGAGAAACCAGCAGAUACAUGAGAUGAAGAAAAAAGAAAAGGACUAUAUAAAGUUGCAGGAGCGUCUUAAUCAAGUAUUAAUAGAGAAAAAGAAGGAAUCUAAAUCAGGCAUUGAAAUUAUGAAUUUACUACAGAAAGAAGGCAGACAGCGUGGAACAUGGAAUGGGAAGAAGACUGAUAAUGAUUUUCACAAAAAGAUUGUGGAUGCUUAUGAGGCAAAAAAUCAAGAACUUGUGGCAGAGAAUGCUGAUUUGCGGGCAUUACUACGUUCGAUGCAGUUUGAUAUGCGAGAGUUUUUAAAUGCUCCAAAUGGCAAGAUGUCUUGUCCUACUAAUGAUAGGCCAGGCGCAGAUCCAUCACAGUCCCCAUUGGGCGGGAAGACGGAUAUGUUUGAUCUGCCUCUCCAUAUGGGUAGAGAUCAAAUUGAAGAAAGUCUCCGCACAAAAAUGGCUUCUAUAAAGGAGCGGAUGGUUCAGCUUCAAGAUGCACAAAAGGGCUCAGAACUCACUUCUGAGGUGACGGAGAGAGAACUUGAGCUCGAAGCUCAGCUUGUCGAGGCAAGGAGUAUAAUCCAAGAGCAGGCAUCGGUAAUGUCGAAACAUCUUGCAAAAUCUGAGAGGCCCUCAAGGAGAUUGAGUGGCCAUAUGAGUUCCGACAGGGAUUCGAUAAUGUUGUCACAGUCAGAGGGUUUGUAAAUGAGUGAACUUGUCUUUGAUGAUUCAUAUAAUAACAUAAUGAUGGUGUUCUUUGCCUUGAGAGUGUUGAAAAGACCAUUAUACCCUCUUCACCCUUCUUCAUUCAGCCUCCAUGGUUAGUUGCUAGCUAUCCUUCUAAGCCAACUGUAUUAUUAUCAUAUUUAAUUGCCGCAUCUUUAAGUUUAAAUUAUAAAUUAUUGUAUA
Erythranthe guttata (spotted monkey flower) is the source of this 1493-nucleotide messenger RNA. RefSeq lists its product as uncharacterized. The record is from RefSeq and is a predicted model, not a curated record. NCBI's taxonomy places the organism in Eukaryota, Viridiplantae, Streptophyta, Magnoliopsida, Lamiales, Phrymaceae.